This is a messenger RNA of Aspergillus pseudotamarii, 540 nucleotides long. Its product is annotated as GNAT family N-acetyltransferase. The transcript has a single exon. Gene Ontology annotation, molecular function: acyltransferase activity, transferring groups other than amino-acyl groups. Bases 1 to 540 code for a protein of 179 amino acids. The record is from RefSeq and is a predicted model, not a curated record. Lineage: Eukaryota; Fungi; Ascomycota; Eurotiomycetes; Eurotiales; Aspergillaceae.
AUGGCAAGCAACAAUCCACCAUUUCGCAUUAUCCCGGCGCAUAGCGCAAAACAUAUAGAAGCAGCCAAAGCACUUUUUAUGUCGUACACCGAAUGGCUAGGCCUCGACCUUACCUUCCAAGGAUUCGCUUCCGAGCUCCAGUCCCUCCCUGGUCAAUAUGCGGCACCCCAUGGCGAAUUAUUACUAGCCUAUAGUACCGAAGAGGAGAUUCCUAUCGGAUGCGUCGCUGUCCGGCCUCUCAAGCAGAUGUCGGGCGAUAAUCAACGAGACGUUCGAAGCCAUAGAGGAUACUGUGAGAUGAAGAGGUUGUAUGUCUCUCCCGAAGCACGGGGAACGGGACUGGGGAAAGCCUUGGUGAAUUCCAUCGUUGAGAGGGCGAAGGAUCUCGGUUAUAAGGAGAUGAGGCUCGACACCCUUCCCUCAAUGAUGAGCGCCAUACAGUUGUAUAAGAGGGUGGGAUUUUUGGAAAUAGCUCCUUAUUAUGAGACUCCCUUGGAGGGGACGCUCUUUCUCGGUUUGGAUCUUACGCAGAAAACAUAG